This is a messenger RNA of Oncorhynchus tshawytscha (Chinook salmon), 1484 nucleotides long. RefSeq lists its product as uncharacterized. The record is from RefSeq and is a predicted model, not a curated record. Lineage: Eukaryota; Metazoa; Chordata; Actinopteri; Salmoniformes; Salmonidae. The transcript is spliced from 3 exons. Bases 1 to 1158 code for a protein of 385 amino acids.
AUGAAACAGAGUGAUUUCCUGCUGGAUCUGUACUCACAUGUGAAGGACUAUGAGACUCAAACAGGCAGGAGUGUCCUUCCAGCAUUACAGCCAGUUUACCAGUCCGCUCCUGCAGUCUGGUCCAUAGACCUCUCAGAGAGAAAGGCCUCCCUCCUCCUAGAAGUGCUGAAACUCCAACCAGAGAAGAAACCAGUAGAGCUGAAGGGCUGGUCAGAUGAAGAGAGUGAAGUGAGGAGUUUCCUUCAGUGUCUGUCCUACAUCUCACAGCUGAGUUUCUAUCCAGUCUGGUCUGAUUCGUCAGAGCUUAUCAAGUUCCUGGUGGAUCUCCUGUCUCAAGCAGCAGAGUGGGAGGAGCAGACAGGAGAGAAGACACUAAAGCUGGUAUCAUCAGUGUGGACUUACAGCACCUUUCCCUUCUGUGAUGAUGAUGAUGACAGUAAGGAAUAUCAAUGUGAAAUCCUGCUGGAUCUGUACUCACAUGUGAAGGACUAUGAGACUCAAACAGGCAGGAGUGUCCUUCCAGCAUUACAGCCAGUUUACCAGUCCGCUCCUGCAGUCUGGUCCAUAGACCUCUCAGAGAGAAAGGCCUCCCUCCUCCUAGAAGUGUUGAAACUCCAACCAGAGAAGAAACCAGUAGAGCUGAAGGGCUGGUCAGAUGAAGAGAGUGAAGUGAGGAGUUUCCUUCAGUGUCUGUCCUACAUCUCACAGCUGAGUUUCUAUACAGACUGGUCUGAUUCCUCAAAGCUGAUCAAGUUCCUGGUGGAUCUCCUGUCUCAAGCAGCAGAGUGGGAGGAGCAGACAGGAGAGAAGACACUAAAGCUGGUAUCAUCAGUGUGGACUUACAGCACCUUUCCCUUCUGUGAUGAUGAUGAUGACAGUAAGGAAUAUCAAUGUGAAAUCCUGCUGGAUCUGUACUCACAUGUGAAGGACUAUGAGACUCAAACAGGCAGGAGUUUCCUUCCAGCUUUACAGCCAGUUUACCAGUCAGCUCCUGCAGUCUGGUCCAUAGACCUCUCAGAGAGAAAGGCCUCCCUCCUCCUAGAAGUGCUGAAACUCCAACCAGAGAAGAAACCAGUAGAGCUGAAGGACUGGUCAGAUGAAGAGAGUGAAGUGAGGAGUUUCCUUCAGUGUCUGCCCUACAUCUCACAGCUGAGGUGAGUCUGAACAUGUGGUGGUUAGUGAUCAUGUGAUGCUAGUGGCUAUUAUCUUGUAGAAACAUUUGACAUAUUAAACUUCAAGUGUUGGUAAACCUUGUAGCAGUAUUGUUAGAGAGGGGUAAAGGUAGAGAUUUGUUGGGACGUCAGACAGGUAUUAACCCUGCAGAAAGGAAAAGAAUAGGAUAGAGAGAGACCCACUACCAGACACACACACAUCAGCAGAAGAGACUGUCUAGAGUGUAGCCUGUUAGCCAGAUAGCCAGUGGAGAGAAAAGAUAAGACACAUCAUAUAAAACACCCAUCACAGCACAGGGGGAACCCCAGCAA